UGUGCGAACGUGCCCAGUUGCAGCAAUGGCAGAGCUGCAGAUGAAAUUUCUUCGGAAGAAAAUUCAGAAACGGAAUGAAAAGAACAAAGAACGUAAAUUAUCCAGGAAACGGGGUCAAGUUGAAGAGACUGUGGAAACAAACGGACUGGACGAGCAAUGUUGUGAUGAGACUGGUCAAAAGACCACAGCAACAUCUGAAGUCAACACCCAGCCUCAGAUGCAAAAGACCGUCCCCCUAAAACAAGAUGCCACAGAUGAGAGUCACAUGAAGAAGAAGAAGAAGAAGAAAAAGAGGAAGCUCAAUGAUACGGCCGAACCACCAGCUGAAAAGAAGGCCAAAGCCGUCAAAGAAAGAGAGGAGGAAACGCAGAUGGAGUAUGAGGAGGAACUAAUGGAAGAAGAUGCAGAUGCUGGACAGGUAAAUGACAAAGCCGAGGAAGACGAGUCACUGAAUGAAGAGGAUGGUGAUGAAGAUGGGAAAAGUGCAGAUGAAGAGAAAGAAGGGGAUGAUGAAGAGGUGGACGGACCGGAAUUACCAACUGGUUUAACAGGAGCCUUUGAAGACACGUCGUUUGCCUCUCUUGCUGAACUGGUGAGUGAGAACACAUUGAAGGGAGUGAAGGAGAUGGGAUUUGAACACAUGACUGAGAUCCAGCACAAAAGCAUUCGCCCCCUCUUGGAGGGAAGGGAUGUUUUGGCUGCAGCCAAGACAGGCAGUGGUAAAACUUUGGCCUUCCUUAUCCCCUCCAUUGAACUCAUCUACAAACUCAAGUUCAUGCCCCGUAACGGUACGGGUGUAGUUAUACUGUCACCCACACGUGAGUUGGCUAUGCAGACGUAUGGUGUAUUGAAAGAGCUGAUGACACACCAUGUGCACACGUAUGGCCUGAUCAUGGGUGGCAGCAACCGCUCAGCUGAGGCACAGAAACUGGCAAACGGUGUCAACAUCCUGGUGGCCACACCGGGCCGACUGCUGGACCACUUGCAGAACACCCCCGGGUUUCUGUUCAAGAAUCUGCAGUGUCUGAUCAUUGACGAGGCCGACCGUAUCCUGGAGGUGGGCUUUGAGGAGGAGCUCAAGCAGAUCAUCAAAUUGCUGCCAAAGAGGAGACAGACCAUGCUGUUCUCAGCCACACAGACCCGUAAGGUGGAGGACCUGGCCCGCAUCUCCCUGAAAAAGGAGCCCCUCUAUGUUGGUGUGGACGAUAACAAAGACACGGCUACUGUUGAUGGCCUGGAGCAGGGUUAUGUAGUGUGUCCAUCAGAGAAGCGUUUUUUGCUGCUCUUCACCUUCUUGAAGAAAAACCGUAAGAAGAAGUUGAUGGUCUUCUUCUCUUCCUGUAUGUCGGUCAAGUUCCACUAUGAGCUGCUCAACUACAUUGACCUGCCUGUCAUGGCCAUCCAUGGCAAGCAGAAGCAGACCAAGCGUACCACAACCUUCUUCCAGUUCUGCAACGCCGACUCUGGAAUCCUGCUUUGUACAGAUGUGGCAGCCCGAGGUCUGGACAUCCCUGAGGUAGACUGGAUCGUCCAGUACGACCCACCCGAUGACCCCAAGGAAUAUAUCCACAGGGUUGGCAGAACAGCCCGUGGCAUUGAUGGUCAAGGCCAUGCCCUGCUGAUUCUCCGGCCUGAGGAGCUUGGCUUCCUUCGCUUCCUCAAACAGGCCAAGGUCCCACUGAACGAGUUUGAUUUUUCAUGGUCUAAAAUUUCUGAUAUCCAGUCACAGUUGGAGAAGCUGAUUGAAAAGAACUACUUCCUUCACAAAUCAGCCCAGGAGGCCUACAAGUCCUAUGUUAGGGCUUAUGAUUCACACUCGCUCAAACAGAUCUACAGCGUCAACACCCUUAACCUUCCCAUGGUGGCAGUCUCCUUUGGCUUUAAAGUGCCCCCUUACGUCGAUCUCAAUGUAAACAGCAGUAAAGGAAUGAAGUUGCAAAAAAGAGGUGGUGGCGGCGGCUUUGGCUACCAAAAGUCCAAGAACGUCCACAAGUCCAAGAUCUUCAAACAUGUCAACAAGGGCAAGGGGGACAAAAGGCAAUUCUCUCGCUGAAAUUCCCCCCUACAAGCUAUCAAGGAGGCUUCCUGGACUUGCUAUUCCCCACUUAUGUCUAUGCCCAUGGAGAAUGGCCUCUUUCCACUUGUAUUUAAUGUGUAUAGGGUGUCUCAGUGGUGAAUUAGGCACAUUUCUGUGUUUUGACCUUAUGUCAGACAUAUCUGGGGCCCAAAUUUGAGAUUAUUUAACUAGUAUUUUGUCACAGACAUCAAACUUUUUACUGUCAGCUGCAUUCCUCUUGUCAUGUUUGCUACCAUGAAUUCUGAUCAACAGAAGUUCAGAAAAUUCCCUGUUGUACUAUGAGACUUGAUCUACAUGUAUUCUUUCAGAGGUUUUAAACCUUUUUAAAUACAAAUGUGGGAAGCUGACUUGCAA
Messenger RNA from Lampris incognitus (smalleye Pacific opah), 2431 nucleotides. It is a transcript of the gene ddx18, whose product is annotated as DEAD (Asp-Glu-Ala-Asp) box polypeptide 18. The transcript has 14 exons. The record is from RefSeq and is a predicted model, not a curated record. Bases 26 to 2053 code for a protein of 675 amino acids. Lineage: Eukaryota; Metazoa; Chordata; Actinopteri; Lampriformes; Lampridae. Gene Ontology annotation, cellular component: nucleolus. Gene Ontology annotation, molecular function: ATP binding; nucleic acid binding; RNA helicase activity. Gene Ontology annotation, biological process: maturation of LSU-rRNA from tricistronic rRNA transcript (SSU-rRNA, 5.8S rRNA, LSU-rRNA).